AGGACCGGGGAGGACUCCCGGUGCGACAGCGCGUAAUGAUGCCGUUUGCGCUCCUCCAGCGCUGACAAGUAUAUAAAGGCGAGGGUCCGGUGCGCCGGCAGUGAGAGGGAGCGAAGAGCCGCCGCAACAUCAUGCCGGUGUCCGGAGUGGGACUCCACCAAGCGGGAACCAGCUCAUCAGCAUCACCCACAGAGGGAAAACACGCAAACAUGAACUCCCAGUCUGACCAGCAGCAGCUCGCUAACGGGUGCAACCACCAGGUUCCAAACCAGAACCGCAGAUCACAGCAUGUGGACAGACCUGAAGUGCAGACCCUGCCCAUGCCAGUUCCAGAUCCCACAAUUCAAUACACUAAGUUGUUCAUCAAUAACGAGUGGCAUGAGUCAUGCAGUGGGAGAAAGAUUCCUGUGUAUAAUCCCGCCACAGGAGAGCUGCUGUGUGACGUGGACGAGGCUGACGCAGAAGAUGUUGACAAGGCAGUGAGGAGUGCCCGUGCCGCCAUCCAGAUGGGGUCACCAUGGCGAUCCAUGGAUGCCUCAGACCGUGGUCACGUACUUAACAGACUUGCCGACUUGGUGGAGAGAGACCGGCUACUACUGGCAACCCUGGAGGCUCUGGACUCUGGCAAAGUGUUUCUCAUGGCAUAUUUUGUUGAUCUGAUGGCCACAAUCAAAACUUUGAGAUAUUAUGGUGGCUGGGCAGAUAAGAUUCAUGGCAAAACCAUACCAGUGGACGGAGAGUACUUUACCUACACGCGACAUGAGCCCAUUGGAGUAUGUGGCCAGAUCAUUCCUUGGAACUUCCCGUUGAUGAUGUUUGCGUGGAAGAUUGCUCCUGCUCUGUGCUGUGGGAACACUGUAGUCAUCAAACCUGCUGAGCAGACCCCAUUAUCAGCCCUGCACAUGGCUGCACUCAUAAAAGAGGCCGGGUUCCCUCCAGGUGUGGUGAACGUGGUGCCAGGUCAUGGUCAAACAGCAGGCUGUGCCAUUUCCCACCACAUGGACAUAGACAAAGUAGCCUUCACCGGAUCUACUGCUGUUGGGAAACUUAUCCAGAAAGCUGCAGGUGACAGCAAUCUGAAAAGAGUUACACUCGAACUCGGAGGCAAAAAUCCAAAUAUCGUCUUUGCAGACUGUGACUUAGAGUACGCAGUGGAGCAGGCCCACAGUGGUCUGUUCUUUAACCAGGGCCAGUGCUGUCUGGCUGGAUCCAGGGUCUUUGUGGAGGAACCAAUCUACGAGGAGUUUGUCCGUCGUAGCGUAGAGCGGGCCAGAUCCAAAGUCCUGGGAAACCCACUGCUGCCAGGGGUGGAUCAAGGGCCGCAGAUUGACCAGAAACAGUUUGAUAAAAUAAUGGAGCUGAUAGAGAGCGGGAAGACUGAGGGAGCCACGCUAGAAUGUGGGGGGUCCGCGUGGGGUCAGCAAGGACUCUUCAUCCAACCCACCGUCUUCUCAAAUGUCACAGACGACAUGCGCAUCGCCAAAGAGGAGAUUUUUGGUCCAGUGCAGCAAAUCAUGUGUUUCCGUGGCGUCCAUGAGGUCAUCCAGAGAGCCAACGCCACGCAGUACGGCCUGGCAGCAGGAGUGUUCACUAACGACAUUGACAAAGCCCUAACAGUCUCCUCUGCGCUGCAGGCUGGCAUGGUGUGGGUGAACUGCUACAAUGCCAUGAGUGCUCAGUGUCCGUUUGGUGGCUUCAAAAUGUCUGGCAAUGGGCGGGAACUGGGAGAAUAUGCUCUUCAGGAGUACACGGAGGUCAAGGCAGUCACCAUCAAAAUCUCAAAGAAGAACUCAUAACACUGUCAUGUCACAAACCUUUUUUCUGCCUUUUAAAUUCUUUUCCACCUGAUGACUUCAUAUCCUCCAGGGGCUUUUUUGUGUCAUAUACCGCAGGGAUUUUCUGUGCCACGUCAUGAACAUUUAUUCCUCACAUUUCUGUGGAGAUAUUCACUUUUUUUCCAAUAUCUUGUCAAUAUCUUGUCUCUUUUACUUUCCGUGACAAUGCUGACUUUCUUUUAUCUAUGUUCCUCCAGUGUACUAUGUCAGAAGUUUUGUGGACAGCAUUUUCUUUCCAGUAUCGUUAUUUUUGUGUUGGGUAGUUUAAAGAGCUUAUUUUUCCUUGAGGGUUACAACUUAAAUAGCACUAAAGAGCACAAUUAUUUUAAUUGACCACAUAAAAAAAAAUAACAAAAGACAUUUUACAAACUAUUUACAGGGAUUUCAAAAUGAAAUCAAUAAAACUGCACCCAUUUUGAUAACCAGAAAACAUGACACUGAUUUCAAUGCAGUUAACAUGAUCAUGACCCACUUACAUUUGUAUUACAAGGUACUGUGCCAUAGUUUUUGUUAACAUUUUUGCUGUGGUUAUACUCGUAAUUAAGAUAAAACCAUAAUUGCUGGAUCUUUACAGUGAGUAAUUAUAGACUUCUGCUGUUGUCAAUUAUAAUUAAUGCAUGUU
Scophthalmus maximus (turbot) is the source of this 2457-nucleotide messenger RNA. RefSeq names its product aldehyde dehydrogenase 1A1-like. The coding region runs from base 132 to 1796 and encodes 554 amino acids. The record is from RefSeq and is a predicted model, not a curated record. Gene Ontology annotation, molecular function: benzaldehyde dehydrogenase (NAD+) activity. NCBI's taxonomy places the organism in Eukaryota, Metazoa, Chordata, Actinopteri, Pleuronectiformes, Scophthalmidae. The transcript is spliced from 14 exons.